AAGUGAGGAGAACCCAGGAGUCGUCGUGACGGUACGGAAAAACAAUCCGUAUUCAUCUGAUUUAUUUAAUCAGUUUAGAAGUCAAUUGAUGCAGAUUAGGAGUGGUUAUAAGGGUCUAGUCUGUUUCGGAUCGAACAUUGAGGAGAAAAAUUGAAGAGAAAAGCGUAAAACUGACUUUAUUGUUCGGCCGGUCUGUAUAGAGGAAGAGAAGCGGCAGGGCGGAAGCUGAUCUUUCAUCUUUCUAAUCGGUUUCGGUGGUUUUAUUUGGAACUAAAGCGGUAAAUUCGGUCCGUAAUGGCGUGUGGAGCUACACUGAAGAGGAGUAUGGAUUUUGAUCCUUUGAUGAAUCAAAAUUCACCCAAAAGGAGGCGCUGCGCUCCCAUCACCCCCUCAGCGUCCCCCCAGAAAUACCUCCGCCUGGAGCCCUCACCAUUCAGCCAGGUGAACCCCGCCCCCCUCAGUACAGAGCAAAUUGUGUACAACAUAAAGCAGGAGUAUAAACGCAUGCAGAAGAGGAGACACCUGGAGAACAGCUUCACCGAAUCAUGUAUUGACUCUCAACCCAGCACCUCCAUCAGCGGAGUGUGUGUUGGCUCCUCGUCCCCCACUAAAAAAGAUCAGCCGUUAUUCACCCUCAAACAGGUGGGUUUGAUCUGUGAACGUCUGCUGAAAGAACGAGAGGAUAAAGUACGAGAGGAGUAUGAAGAAAUCCUCACCACCAAACUCGCAGAACAGUAUGAUACGUUUGUGAAGUUCACUCACGACCAGCUGAUGCGCAGAUUUGGGGAGCAACCAGCUAGCUACGUAUCGUGAGUUUGAAAGUUGAACCGUUGCUGCCUGGCGGGGUUUGAUCACUGGGACUGAGACAUCCACGCGCCCAUCUGAUCAGCUCUGUCUGAUCUGAGCUGAUACUGUGGUGCACACCUCAUCUCUACACCAAGUGUGCAUCAGAUUCUAUCUUAUACUACACCUCUCUACACCCCCCGAACCCCCUCAGUGCAGUAUAUAGGGGAAGUGCUUCCUGUUUGGACUCUUUAUAUCAUUCACAUGUUGCUGCUUUUAUAACUUCACUGUUUAACCUUUUAUUUUCUGUUGAAUUUAGUUCUUUGAUGUGCUUGUGGUGUGUGUGUGUGACUGUUUAAACGGCAUUAGGAUUAUUCUCAUUCACAUGCGGCUGAACGGUUGAGUUUAAGCUAGUCUAGUUUGCUUUGUGUGAGGCAGCCAUCAGAUUUUAAUCAGACUAACUAGUGAUGGAUCUGAAUUCAGUGUAAAAGCAUGUGUUUCAAAUCAGGAUUACUAUCCAGAUACCGAUGUGUUAUUCUCCAAGUGUGUACAGAGUGUAGCAAAACAUUUAUAAUACUCUUUGCCUUGUAAAAAAGCAUCAUGUAAAAUCACUGGUAUAUUUUUAUUGAUUUCUUUUUGUAAUUGUUUUGAUUUGUAAUUUCUUUGCUCAGUUGCAAUAUAGAUUUACAGUCGUUCUACUUUCACUUUAUUAAACUUGUACAAAUAAACAGUUUACAUGACAAAAAA
Molecule: messenger RNA, 1530 nt
Organism: Trichomycterus rosablanca
Lineage: Eukaryota; Metazoa; Chordata; Actinopteri; Siluriformes; Trichomycteridae
Gene: akirin2
Product: akirin 2
Exons: 5
Coding region: 295-813 (172 amino acids)
Biological process (GO): positive regulation of transcription by RNA polymerase II; positive regulation of innate immune response
Cellular component (GO): chromatin; nucleus
Molecular function (GO): transcription coregulator activity
Source: RefSeq, a predicted model, not a curated record